This is a messenger RNA of Penaeus chinensis, 719 nucleotides long. Its product is annotated as glycine-rich protein 3-like. Lineage: Eukaryota; Metazoa; Arthropoda; Malacostraca; Decapoda; Penaeidae. The coding region runs from base 127 to 528 and encodes 133 amino acids. The transcript is spliced from 2 exons. The record is from RefSeq and is a predicted model, not a curated record.
GAGAAAUUGGACGAACUGGCAACUUCAAGGGUACUGAAGGAGCAUGUAUAUAAAGGUUGUGGCUUGGUAUUGGAAUACAGAAUACUAAUAACCAAUCCUCUCAUACCAACCCUCAAGUAAACAAAAAUGCACGCAGCCAUCCUGAAGGCGACGCUCCUGGCGGUGCUGCUGGCCGUGAGUGCCGCUCGGCCCGACAAAGCCCCCGUGGGCGCGGAGCCAGUGGGAGCGGCGGGAGCCACGCCGAACCAGAGGUUCCUUCCGGGACUCGAUCACCUCCUCUUGAAGCCCUUCCUCGGACUCUUCGGCGGAGGACUCGGCGGAGGCUACGGAGGACUCGGUGGAGGCUACGGAGGACUCGGUGGAGGUUACGGAGGGCUCGGUGGAGGCUACGGAGGAGGCUACGGAGGGGGCUAUGGAGGAGGCUACGGAGGAGGCUACGGAGGAGGAUACGGAGGAGGCUACGGAGGAGGCUACGGGGGCUCUCCAUAUGGCGGGUACCCUGGUGGCUACUCUCCCUACUACGGCUGAGCGAGAGGAAGUCUGAUAUAUAUAUUUCUAUAUAUAUGUUGCAAUGCGGUGAUUACUAAUAAUAUUAAUAAUUUAUAACCGAGUGUACAAGAGUUCUUACGAGAGCGUGUGUUGGAACAAAAGGGGCCUCAAACGGUCUCUUGAAGUCCGUGUGUAUGAUUGUCAAGAAAUAUAUUUAUAUGAACAUGUCA